Saprolegnia parasitica CBS 223.65 is the source of this 3126-nucleotide messenger RNA. RefSeq lists its product as hypothetical. The transcript has 2 exons. The coding region runs from base 1 to 3126 and encodes 1041 amino acids. Gene Ontology annotation, molecular function: cysteine-type deubiquitinase activity. Gene Ontology annotation, biological process: protein deubiquitination. The record is from RefSeq and is a predicted model, not a curated record. Lineage: Eukaryota; Oomycota; Saprolegniomycetes; Saprolegniales; Saprolegniaceae.
AUGAACAACGUCGACGUCUGCUGCAUGAUGGACGUGGGCGACAAGCACUUGAGCGCCAUGCGUCCGGUCAAGGAGCUGCCUGGGCCCGAAGCCGCGUCGCCCGAGGCCAAGCUGCCCACCCUCGACCGAACAUCCCAUGGGUCGUCGAGCGAAACGGACGACCGCCGGUCCGAAGCCGACCGCAACACGUUCGCGAUGAGCCUGCCAGGCGCGCCCAUGUCUGGCAUUGCGGUCCAGUACCUCUACGCCCGCUACGUGCGCGCGGUCGACGCGGCCAGCGCGGCCAAGUUCCGGCUCUUCCAGCGCCACAAGGACACGCCGCAUCGACCAUUGGACCUCGUCGGCUUUACGCUUCUCUUUCCGCGCCUUGAGGCGCUGCCACACGCCACACUCUCGAGCUGCUAUCGGCUCUUCCGGCCCUACGACGCGGUCACAUGCAUCCAGGUGCUCCAGUUCCUCGACCUCGACCCGCAUCGGUUUGUCUUUGACUGGUUCACGGCCAGCCUCUCGUUUCCGGGCGGAAAACUCAAGAAGAAGAACGUCAUGCACCGCAAGGAGCUGCGUCUCUUGCUCGAGACGGCGCAUGUGCUCUCGGGCGUCCGCGACGUCGGCGCCGAGGCCUUUUCCGAGAUGCUCACGCGCGACGCGUUUGCCGCAGCGCUGCCACCGCGCCUCCUCAAGCGCUUGCUCGCGCCGUUCGCCAUCUUUCCACCACCCGACGACGAUGACGGCAACCCCCGUGACGCGCCGUCGCCGUCCUUGCAGUUUGCAAUCGCGAUCGAGUGGUGGCAGACAUGGCGGGCGUACGCCGACCCGAGCGACUCCAACAAUGACAACCACCACGACAACAACCAACACGAAUGCGCUGAGCCGUGCCCGCUCUCAAUCCACAACCAGGCGCUGGCCGACGCGAUGAUGGCGUCCGACACGCUCGUCGACGGCGUCGAUUACGUCACCGUGUCGCCAAUGACGUGGCACGCGCUCCAAGCGAGGUUCGGUGGUGGCCCUGCGCUGCCGUGCUACAACGGCGUGUACCGCCUCGUGACGCUUGCAAUUGCUCUAUCCGAGCACGACGGACGGCCAAGCCCGCAGUCGCGGUCGCUGCAGGCGCCGCCGAGUGCACGCCUCGUCGAUCUCAAGGACGUCGCCGUCGCCCUGCACCACGCGAUUGGAGAUGCCCGGUUGUGGUGCCGUGACGCUGACGCCAACUGGGUUCUCGUCACUUCGGAUCUCACCGCCGCCGACGUGCCAUCGUCCGACCUCCUCCUCGAGGUACGACUAACGGGCCAGAGCGACUGGCCGCGCGAUUCGCUGCGCACCCCCCGCGACUUUCGUCCGCUGCGCAUCGGCGACGCCGUCGACGCGUUCGACUGCGAGCAGGUGUGGCGUCCGGGUGUCGUCCACCGUGUCAGCACCGACGGCACGCGCGUCCUCGUGUCCUUUGUGGGCUUCCACGCCAUGUACAACGAAUGGAUCCACCACGACUCGGGGAAGCUCCAGCCGCGCCACAGCCGCACGGACGACGACGACCGCGGCGUCUCGCGCCUCAACCCGGGCUACCCCGGGGCCGUCGGGCUGCUGAACUUGGGCAACACGUGCUUUCUCAACUGCGCGAUCCAGUGUCUAUCCGCGACACCCGUCUUGCGCUCGUACUUGCUCUCGACGCAGUAUGUUGGCCACAUCAACAAAACCAACCCGCUCGGCACGAAAGGCAAGGUCGUCUCCGCCGUCGCCUCCGUUCUCGCGUCGCUUUGGACGCCGACGGGAGCGAUCCCAACGACGACCGUGUCGCCGUCCGCCCUCCGAAAGCUCGUGGCCAAAGCGCGGCCGCAGUUCGAUGGCUACGACCAGCAAGACGCACACGAAUACAUGGCCGCCCUUCUCGAUGCAAUCCACGAAGACGUCAAGCGCAGCACGGGCUUUCACGAACCGACGGCCGCCGACGACGCUGCGUGGCGUGCGCACGUGGCCGGGAACCACUCGAUCGUCACCGAUGUCUUCCACGGUCUUCUCCAGAGCCAGACGGUCUGUGAUGCGUGCGGCCACACGUCGGUCUCGCACGACCCGUUCCUAUGCUUUAGCCUCUCGAUCCCGAUCGUGCUCCGGUGCGCGCUUCGCAUUCUCGUGUUUCGCCAAAACGCCUCAUCGCCCGUGAUCUGCGACGUGGCGCUGCCGUCGAACGAAGGCGCGCUGCAGAGGGUGCUGGAGGACGUGGGCCGCCAACUGCGGACGCUGCCAUCGCUCUUGCGGCUCGUGCACGUUCAGAACCACCGGUUUGUGCGGGUAUUGAGUCCCGACACGCUCGUGUGCGACCUCUGUGGCGUCCCGUUUGUGCUCUCGCUCGGGUCGGACCGAACCACGGCCGAGCUCUACGCCGCGGUUCGCGACGAACUGAGUCGCGUGAUGGCACCGACGGCAGCCUACAGCCUUGGCGCGAUGGCCAUGAGCAAUCCACGGAAGACCGUCGAGCUGCCGUGCGACGCGACGCCGUUCCUACGGUAUGUGACGCCGCCCGAGGUCGUCGUGCUCGAGUGGACGUCGCCGCCGAUGUAUGUGGACGACUACGCGUCGGCGCUGCGCCCGGUGACGCGCCACGUGCCAGAGUUGACCUUGCGUCGAUGCCUCGAGUCGUUCAUGGCCACGGAGCGCAUGGGCGUCGACUGGGCGUGCGAGCAGUGCCAGAGCACAUCAGGUGGCUCUCGCUACACGGACCUCGCGCGAUCGCCCGACAUUCUCAUGCUGCACCUCAAGCGCUUUCACUACUCGAGCGUCCAGCACCACAAGGUCAACGAGCUCGUGACGUUUCCGCUGGAAGGACUUGACUUGAGCCCGUACUUGCAUCAAGUCCCGUCCGACGUCAACAGCGGUCUCUACGACCUGUACGCGGUCGCCAACCACACGGGCGGGCUCAGCGAAGGCCACUACACGACCUACUGCCGCUUUGACCUCCCGAAGAACGACGACGUGAUGCUCGAAAGUGUCGUGCCCACGUCGCACGUCUGGCUCUGCUUUGACGACGAAGUGGUGGGUGAGAUCCCGUCGUCCAAGGUCGUCUCCAACGCCGCGUACGUGCUCUUUUACAAGCGCCGACUACCGUCGAGCACGAGCCAGCUCUACGCGCUGUGA